AUGUCUUCAGCUGGAAUUAUUUUAUGUGAAUGCACAGAGGUUUAUAACGUUCUAAAUCAGGUUUGUUUGGCUCUCUGCUUGAGUAUGUGCUAGCUAGUACAGGUGCAGAAACGAAGUGUGUAAUGUGUCAGAAUAACAUAACAGAUCUGUAAGCUUUAUUAAUUCUGCCCUUAAGAUAUAGUUUUUUAAGCAAGUGCGAACUAAGGAAAAAACCUGACAUUUUCAAUAAACCCAAAAUCACAACUCCCCAGAGCAGGGCUGCAUGUCAACAAGUUUACUAGUAGCUGGGUAUUAAAAAUGCAAUUAGUAGGCGAGGAACUUGCUUGUUUGUUUUUUGCUUUUUUUAUGAAAAUAGACGGGGGUCAUGCUUAUAGUACCUGGGGAGAUCCCUGGUUAAAGGGACCUAUCAAUAAGCAAUAUUAGUUUUUACAAGAAGCAAUUUGUCUCACUUUCAAGGAGGCCUUUUUGAUGCUUCUCCAGGGCUGUUUUUUUUUUUAAUUCUAUUAACAACUCAUUUAAUUUCUGUUUGCACAGGCUGCCCAGUACCCAAGGCUGAGUGAUCCUAAUUAUCUCCUCCUUUUAGGUAAGAAGCCUGUGUAGUGGACUGGGAAGAGGAAAUAGAUGCAUCACAGAGAAAUCAAGGAAGGGUGGCAGAGUGGUUAGAGCACUGGACUUGUAAACUGGACACCCUGAGUUCAAGGUCCACCCUAACCACUUGCUGGAUUUGUUCUUGGUAAUCCCAAGUUCAAAUCCUUGGCCACACUUGUAAAGUAGCCAACUGGUUCACCUCCUACCAGUUUGGAUUUUUAACCUUGUUAUGUUACAUUUGAAUUAUUGUUUCCUUAUCCCUAAAAAGUCCCAUAAGGGGAGAGAAUAAUAAUUUAUGUAUUUUUUUCAUUAUUACUUAUUUUUUACCAUAAGUAAUGUAAAAGGGAUAAGUCCUUAACCCCAGAGAAAAGGGUCAUCAUAAUUAAUGACUUAAAUAUACUUAAUGGUGUAGCAAAGGCAUAGAAACGGCACAAUUCCUGCAGCUAUUGAAAAUAUAUGUAUAUUUAAAAUCUGGUAGGAUGAAAUGGCAAAUAAGCAAAAAUUACUGAGUUAUUAAUUUUGUCCUGUAAGAGACAGCUUUUACCAGGAAUAUUCUACAUCUUCCAUGCAUUAUGUGAUGUGAUAGUUUGUAUACUCUUCAUCUUGAGCAAACUCAUUUUAUUCAGAUCUUUUUUUAACAGCGGAAGUGAGUAUAAAGAAUUUCUGUAACAAUUUUCUUGCAUGUAUUUUUUCAGAUACAAGAGAAAACCACGACUACAGUGAAAGCCAUGUAAUAACCGCAAAAUUUGCUCCAAGGGUAAGAUUAAUUUUAUUGAGCUGUUUCCAGUGAUUCAGUGUUUUAACAUUUGCUAUGUUUUGUGUAUUUUCAGAAUGACAUUGGUGCUUUUACAGUUCCAAAUGAUGCUGAGCUGGAAACAAAGGAACAUGUUGUUAUUUAUGACAGUAGCACAAGUUCACUGAAGGACAAAAGUAAGCCAUGCUUUGACAUUAUUCACUAAAUUUAUAUUAGAAACAAUAAUAAUAAUAUUUAACACCAUCAAGAAAUUCAAAGUCGCACAAAUCACAAACAGUUUAUAAAUAUCCUGAGAAUUAUAUUUCAUUAUUAUAUUUCAGAUAGCCCUGCUCUUUCAUGUGCCAAGCUGAUGUGGGAUAUGGGAAGCAAAAAUUCUGUAAAAGUUAUCAAAGGCAAGAAAUUUAUUUAUAAUCUCUUACAGGAGCCAUAAUAUAAAGACUGCUUGUAAAUGGGGUGAAGGACAGUAUGAGGGCCUUAAUUUCUACAACAUCAGCUAUUUAAAAUAAAUAAGUUUUACCUUUUUAAUAAUGUUUUAGGUGGAUAUGAGGAAUUUUCAGCACUGUACCCAUUUCUUCGCACACAAAAGAUCAUCUACAUGCCAAGGGUAAGCUUGCAAAUAUGAACAUUUUUUAAGUUGUAAGUCAUCAAGAGACUUCCAAAUCUUUUAACUGGCCACUUAAGAUGAUUUGUCUACCAGACAACUUUCUUACACUUUAGCUAACUCAGAAAAGCAAAAAAAAAAAAAAGAAUAAGAAACUCUCACAGCAAAGUGUAUUUUUGAGUGAUGUCUAGCACCUCAUUUUUUUUCUCAGAAUAUAUAUCAAAAGUUUUUUGGGUAUUCAAGGGAGGCUGUUUCACUUUGAGCUUUUCUCCCUAUAAGGUCCCUUUGCUGGCUCACAAUAGAAAGUUUCUGGAUUAUUCAUGUUAACCUACAACUUUGUUUCACAGAAAUUUCAGUUGCCUGAAAUUUUUAGUUGCCCCGGGCAAGCAAGCAGCUGUUAAUGUUGAGUCCUGAAUAAACCUAGCCCUAGUACCUCAACAUAUUAAAACCUUCUUAUAGCAAGCAUAGUUUGUCAUUCCCUUGGCCCUUCAUUACAUUCAGAUUCCACUGUACAAUUUUUUUGAAUAGGGCCCUUCACGUGCUGAUAUUGCAUUACACUAACAUGCACAUGUUCACCUGUAAUCACAUCAGCUAAUUUCUUGAAAACAGGAGUUGGAUGUGAUCAGUACUUAUCCACUGGAGAUCAUUCCUGGUUUCCUGUUUGUGGCAACAUUUCAACAAUCCCAAGACAGAAGAAUUAUCAAGGACCUUAAAGUCAAGGCAAAUGUUAUCGUUGGAAAAAAGAAUGACUCAGUGUAAGUCACUUUUUUCUGUGCGAAACAUGCAGAGGUUUUGCUCCUUGUUAUUUACUGGAAGCGAAAGCAAGGUGUAUGUCGUGGUUGAUCUAUGGGUGGGGUCUGGGGGUUUUUGCCCCCACUCCCCCCCCCCCUUACAUGAACCUCGAGGUCUGGGUAUAACACUUAUUUCUUGAUUCCCAAAAGAAAAGUUUAAAAACAAGUAUGUCUUUAUAUAUUUUGUGGUUGCAACUCCUUUAUAAUGUCUUUGUGGUCCAGGUGAUGCCCUUUUAAUAUGUAAACUUUACUUGUCUAACAGGACUUAGGAAGGUAGGAAAACUGUUUGCCCAUAGCUGGAAUGAGGGAAGGAGAGGCAAAGUACCCUAGGUCAGGGCCAAGGCUCCUGUUCUUAACCCUAAAAGGGAGGAUUUAUGGCCACAGGGAGGGGAGGGGGUACUCCCUUUUAUAAGUCAUAUAGGUAUCAGGGCUGUGCUCUAGCAGAGCCCGGUGGCCCCUGGCGCCUAACUUUUGCCCUCGGGCGACCAGAAAAUCUCAGAUUUUUCAUACAAAUCAUAUGCUGGGCACCCUAGAUUUUACAGUUUCAGGGCACUGGGCUCCCUUCAAUUUUCCUUAGAGCACAGCCCUGGGUAUGUGCUGCUCCAAAGGAUAUGGUUUUUGAGCUGUUUUUGGUCUGAAAAUGGGCAUAGACUUUGCCCAUUUUGUUCUUGAAUCGGGUAUGGCUUUCAAGGUACCGUAAAUCCUCUAUUGAGCCCCCCCAUGGCCGUAUUUAUUUCAAGCCCAUUUGAGAGAGGGGGGUUUAUUUGAGAGGGGGGGUUAUUUAUUUUAGAAAAGACAAUGGUAUCAGUUCUCCAUAAAGAACUAGAAUACAAAGUGAAGAAGCUCAAGAACAAGAAGGUUGGAGGUCAUGCAGCGGAGGAUCAGAAUAUAAUCUGAACAUCCGCUUGGUAAAUAAACCAUCCCGGAUCAGUCCACACGAAGUUUUACAGUCAUGAUUGAUUAAUACAGUCUCUCAUUUAUUAGUGAAGAAUAAUAAUUAUUCUUCACUAAUAAACUAAUUCACUAAUUCUUCACAUUAGGGGAGGGGAGUGAGGCUUAAUAAAGUGGGGGGACUUAUUUUAUUAACUUUCUUCCCCUGAAAAGGGGGGGGGGCUUAAUGAAGGAUUUACAGCAGUCAUUUCAUUUAUAAAUGAAUGAGAAAAAAGAGCAAUUAAUGCAAAUUCGAAACGGAUUUUAAGAAAUCUUUUUGUUGGCAUUCUAUUGUGAGUAAUGAUGACAAUUUCUGCCUGAUGUAAACAUUUAUGUCAUGUUUGUGACCCUUGUUUGUUUUCUGAAUACGGGUGUGGAAAAUGACUUUUUUUGGUCUGGGAAUAUCAUCAAGAUUUGGAGAAUAGGGCGGCAUACCCCUAGCAAGAUUUCCCAGGAGUACCCCCUGGGGAUAAAUGUAUAAUCCACUCGGCCAAGAAGUGGCCCACAGGCUAGCAACUUCAGCUUAUAGUAACUAAACGAGUACUGGGUACUGAGACCAAGUGCAUUGAAGGUAUACCAUAAAAUUCCGAAAAUAAGUCCCUCCAAAUAUAAGCCCCCCGGGGGCUUGUACUUAGAAAAUUGCCCUCAAAUACAAAGUAAAUCAAAGCAAAAAUGGUACAUUUACUUCCAACUUUAAGUCUAGCCCAAUCGAUUUUGAAACACAAAUUUCCCUCUGUAGAUAAGCCCCUCCGAAUAUAAGCCCUUCCAAAAAUAAGCCCCUCAAAAAGGGCCUUUGAAAAAUAUAAGCCCUGGGGCUUAUUUUCGGAAUUUUACGGUAUGUAUACUUUGUUAAGUUAAUUCCAUUUACCAGUUUAACCUGGUAACCGAGGGUGAAUCACUGGUCUUACCUAAGAACGGCCUUUAACUACAACAUACAUGUAUGAAAUAUAGCGACAUAUGUAGGGAAUAGCCUCAAAGAAAAUACAGGAAUAGAUGUAGAAGAGUAAGAAGGAUCUCACACAUUCUUUUUCUUCGGUCUUUGUCGCUUUCAAGGCAGCAAAUUUUCCCAUUUGUGCUCUUAGUUGUAGAAUAUUUUAUGCAGUGGCUUUUUGAAGGUACGUACCCUGUGAACAAGCUCUCCAUUUGGAGGGGGAGUCGCGAGAAGUCACAUGAGAACAGCACGCGAAAGGAGGUGGGAGUGCGAGGGGUGGGAAAAGAAAGGGAGCAUUAAAUGGAGAGGCUUGCUCGCAGGCCAACGGGUAUGGAAUUCAGUAGUUAAAUUUUCCUUGUGUGCAUAUAGGUUUGCUCCAGAAAGCACAACACUUGGUCGAGAGGACAAAAGAGUCAAGCAGAUUCUAAGAGUACCAAUUGAUGAUAAUGGUGAAGAGGAUCUCUUUUCACACCUGUCAGACAUUGUUAAUUUUAUAGGUAAGAAACGAUAUUUUCACUAGUGUGAUAGUGGCAUUUGUUGUUAGGCUAGAACCCUAAAAAAACGUUUUCUUUUCAUUUCAUAGUCUUGCUACCCUGGGUACCAGAGGGGUUUUUUUCUUCCCUAAUUUGUUUUAGUUUUUUAGUUUUACAAGUUUUUCUGGAAACAGGCCUGCCCAGAGGGAAUAGGCACAAACGGGACUCAAAGGUCCCAUGCAAGGUGCCAUCCCUACCCAAUCCCACAACCCGUUAAGGUUGGCCACACCACCGAGGUCUACGUCCCCUACUCUUUUCGAACAGUAGUGUGGGUUCUUUUACGUCCCACAAGAACAGAUCAGUGAAAGUGCUGUGAGACGGGACCUACGGUUUUUCGUCCUUAUCCGAGAAGACUAGAAAGUCUAACCAUUUGCUGAUGUCAUUACAAAGGCAGCACUUUCUUCUCAGUUAUUUAAAGACCCUAAGUGUUGGUCCGGCCAGGGUUUGAACCCGCGACCUCCCGCUCAGCAGACCGGCGCUCUCCCAACUGAGCUAACCAGGCGGCGGUUAUUCCUGUGCAUAUGGGUUAUUCCAUCUUAAGUAUUUCGAGAACAGAUCCCUGGAGCCAGGGUAUAGUCUUGCCAACCUAGGAAACUAAAACAACCAACAUCUCAUGACNAAGGUUGGCCACACCACCGAGGUCUACGUCCCCUACUCUUUUCGAACAGUAGUGUGGGUUCUUUUACGUCCCACAAGAACAGAUCAGUGAAAGUGCUGUGAGACGGGACCUACGGUUUUUCGUCCUUAUCCUAGAAGACUAGAAAGUCUAACCAUUUGCUGAUGUCAUUACAAAGGCAGCACUUUCUUCUCAGUUAUUUAAAGACCCUAAGUGUUGGUCCGGCCAGGGUUUGAACCCGCGACCUCCCGCUCAGCAGACCGGCGCUCUCCCAACUGAGCUAACCAGGCGGCGGUUAUUCCUGUGCAUAUGGGUUAUUCCAUCUUAAGUAUUUCGAGAACAGAUCCCUGGAGCCAGGGUAUAGUCUUGCCAACCUAGGAAACUAAAACAACCAACAUCUCAUGACGUCACCACUGUUUUUCCCGCGAAAUGAAGUGUCGCUACCAAAUCUAACAUACCUUGUGCUUCUGAUUGAUUUGCUGCAACCAAUCAGAAGCGCUACCCAGAUCCAGGUAGUGACACGUCAUCAGUGUGGAAUUUCUGCGCUCGUUCCUCAGCCGUAAUUUCGCGGGGAAACCAGGAGUGGCGUCGCAAAAUGUAGGCUAUUUUCUCAGGCUAUAGUCUUGUCUUGUGUGUGCAAAAGCAUGCAAAGUCUGCUUUUUUUUCUGUAGAUGAUCACCAAACAAAAGAUGGCCGAACACUUCUUCUGAGUUCUUCACUGGGAAUAAGUCGCAGUGUGAUUGUUGCCAUAGCUUAUUACAUGUGGAAUAAAAAAGUUUCGUUGAAGGUAAUUUCCGUUAUUUUCAACCUAGCGUACGUUUCUUGACAACAUGGAACACGCACAAAAACCAUUAAAAAUUGAGAUCAUUAUUAAUUUUUGGAUCAUUAUACUUUUCUGGGAGCUGUCCACCUACCCCUCCCCUAAGCCAACAUUAACGCUUACUUCUCACCUAGGUCAAAAUGUUGGCUUAGGGGAGGGGUAGAUGGGCAGUUUCCCAGAAAAGUAUCAUGAUCCAAUAAUUGCAAUGCGCAGGGCAAAAGAACUUUUUUCAAGGUCAGGGAAAAAGUCAAGGCAUAUUAAAGAAAGUUAUAGGAAAUUCUUCCUUCUUAGCAAACUUAUUCAAUGUGUUUUGUAUUUUAUUUUGUAGGAUGCCUACAACCACUUGAAAAAAUGCCGAGAAAACAUGCAGCCAACAAGAGGAUUUAUCGAACAGUUGUCGUGCUGGGAAGAAAAGAUGUUCGGGUCACUUGUUACCGACAUUAGUGAACCAGAAUACUGAGUUUUGAACGUAACUGUGAACUGUCUAUAUUGUUUAAAAAUGGCAUUUUAUAGGCAAUUUUCUGUAAAUAUUAAUAUAUUUAUUCCAUUCGAACGCCAUCUCUCAAUUAAUUUUACUGUCAAAGAGAAAAUUUUGCCAUCGUCAGUAGUAAAACAAAAGGACACGCG
Messenger RNA from Porites evermanni, 7191 nucleotides. The record is from the annotation of a GenBank genome assembly. NCBI's taxonomy places the organism in Eukaryota, Metazoa, Cnidaria, Anthozoa, Scleractinia, Poritidae.